Lontra canadensis (Northern American river otter) is the source of this 3091-nucleotide messenger RNA. It is a transcript of the gene MEOX1, whose product is annotated as mesenchyme homeobox 1. Gene Ontology annotation, molecular function: RNA polymerase II cis-regulatory region sequence-specific DNA binding; DNA-binding transcription factor activity, RNA polymerase II-specific. The transcript has 3 exons. Gene Ontology annotation, cellular component: nucleus. Lineage: Eukaryota; Metazoa; Chordata; Mammalia; Carnivora; Mustelidae. The record is from RefSeq and is a predicted model, not a curated record. Gene Ontology annotation, biological process: positive regulation of transcription by RNA polymerase II. The coding region runs from base 466 to 1230 and encodes 254 amino acids.
CUCUCCCCACCGCAGGAUUUAAAAGUGUGUCUCGCAGCCCCCGGGCCAGCCCUCUGCAGCCACUUGCUGCAGGCUCCAAGACAAGCACUCAUCAGCGGGUGCGUCUGGGCUGCCACAGUGAAAAUGUUUAGUGUCAUCGGCGACCCAUACACAUCCAGGGAACCCCACUAACGCAGGCUGGUGUGUCGGGGGCGGGGGCAGGAAGCCUGGAGCGAGGUCUGACCUAGGUGUGUGUGUGCGCACACGUCCGAACAGCUGACCACACGUGUGUGUACUUGAAGGAGAGACUUGAGUUUUGGUUUUUGUUUUGGUUCCUGGGGUGAAUUUUCUGCUGAACGUUUCCCCCUUCUUAUUUAUUUAUUUAUCUUUUUUUUUUUUUUUUUGCGUUUUUAAACAAAUCUGAAUAUAAAAAAGUGUGAGAAUCCAAACUUUGAAAAGACCGAGACGCACAGCCGUGGACGGCAGAUGGAUCCCGUGGCCAGCAGCUGUCUGAGGCACCCCCACCCCCAGGCCCCGGGCUGGGGCUGCCUUCGAAAUCCUCACGCUGAAGCCAGUGGGGGUUCAGGGCUGCCCCACUAUCCGCCAACGCCGUUCUCCUUCCACCAGAAACCCGACUUCCCGGCGACAGCGGCGGCAGCGUACCCCGACUUCUCAGCCUCCUGCCUGGCCGCCACCCCACACAGCCUUCCCCGGGAGGAGCGCAUCUUCACUGAGCAGCACCCCGCUUUCCCACAGCCCCCCGACUGGAACUUCCCCAUUUCAGAGGCCCGGCGCAGGCUCAACCCGGGCCCAGCUGGGGGCUCCAGGGAGAUGGGGGCCAGCAGCCCAGGCCUGGUGGACACCACGGGAGGCCCUGGCGAGGACUACGAGGUCCUCGGGAGCACUGCCCAGGAGACGGAGAAGAAGUCAACCAGACGGAAAAAAGAGAGUUCAGACAACCAGGAGAACCGAGGGAAACCUGAGGGCGGCAGCAAGGCUCGCAAGGAGAGGACAGCCUUCACCAAGGAGCAGCUUCGGGAGCUUGAGGCCGAGUUUGCUCACCAUAACUACCUGACCCGGCUCCGGAGAUACGAGAUUGCCGUGAACCUGGACCUCUCUGAGCGGCAGGUCAAAGUGUGGUUCCAGAACCGGAGGAUGAAGUGGAAGCGUGUGAAAGGGGGUCAGCCUAUCUCCCCCAAUGGGCAGGACCCCGAGGAUGGGGACUCUGCCGCCUCUCCAAGUUCAGAGUGAGAUUCUCCACGGAGAAAGAAAGACUGAGGACCGAGCCCCCUACCCAACUACCAACACCCCUGUCCUCACCCCAAUCCCACCUUCACCUUCUCCCACCCACCCCAGGGCAACCUCUCUACGUCUUGCAAUAACUCUUAAGCACGAAGCUGUCCAGCAUCCCUGGGAGCCUGGAAGUUUCCCAGAAAGUUCUAUCCAGUUUUGCUCUGUCUUAGCAGCCCCUUCCCCAAGGCCGUUGCUUCUCACAAUUCUCAUGGAAUCAUACAGCAGCCCGACUGGACCCAUGCAAAUCUGGGGAACAGCUCCAGGCACACUGCUGCUCGGGCUGUCUCGGCUGCUGCCCCCUCUCCUGCUACCACCUCCCUCUGACACCAGCGAGCCCUCCUUCAGGCCUGGAUACCACCUGAUCUGCUGGGAGAGGAGCCUUAGGACCAGCUAGUGACCUGGGAAAGCAAAUGCUCCAAAGGAAGGAAAUGACUAGAACACACACACACACUCUAGACCACCCUUCCUUUCUGGGUUCUGUAUCUGAGGCUUUGGGGAGCCCUCAGGUGUCCCAAAACCCCAGGGAGAAUCAGUAUGAGGAGAGUUGAGAAGAGAAACUCAGCUGCUGCUCAUCAGAAACCCAGUCCAAAGUUGUUGGCUAAGUGAGUAAGUUUGUAACAUGGGCUGGAGGAAGACUGUCGGAAAAACAGCUGGUGUGGGUGGUCCCCAUGCGGGCCUGUUCAAACGGGCUUGACUGCGUGGCUGAGAACAGACCCAGGACAGCUCCUGCCUCUUCGGAGUCAAAUUGGGGACACAGCUGGGACUGCUGAGCAGCGCCCCUGAGCCACGGAACAGCUGUUCUUCUUAAGGCCACAGUUUGGGGAUUGAACACCUAUCCAGAUGCUCGCAUUAUUGAGUUGAGGGAUGGAAAGUGUCCCCCAUGUUCCGAGGAUGAAGAGAUCGUACUAAGCCCCGUGAGUGACAGCCUGGAAAUGUGGAACCUUGCUGUGGAAGUAGCCUGUGCUUUCAACAGACUCUGUCUGCAAAUGGGGACAAAAAAAACAAUCCCCUUUCUUCACAGAAUGCAUCUGAAUCCUUCCAGUGUGUUCCAUGAUUGCUGUUAGGAUGGGAGGAGCUGCUAAGUUUAUGUACGGGGACCGCCCAGAUCUUUUGGGGUGACGCUCCAGGACAGAUGGCCAGACAGCCUGGGGUGACCUGGGCCUUGGAGAGAGACCCCCGUCGGCCUCAGUGCUGUGUCUUCCGAUACCAACUGGGGUUGCAGAGGGAGGUCAGCAAGAGUUUGGAUCUCUUGUGUGUAGAUUCAGUCACUCAGAUGUAAAAAGAACCCCAGGUCCCCAUCCCGAAAGGACAACAGUUCUGGAAAAUGAUUGCCAAAUGAGAUGGCUGGUUAGAGCACGUGUCAUUUUUUUUCUAAAGCAUAUUUCAUAUAUUUUCUUAAGAUUACAUCAAGUUAACAGUGCAAGGUUAAUUCACUUAGUAAGAAAACUCUUGGAGAAAUAAAAUCAAUAGAAGAGGAUAGUUCUCGGGCCUUUUUCUUUGCAGUGCUAAGAAGCGCAUUCUUUCUGUGUGUAGCUGUCUGAGGUUCGUGUGAUGAUCACCUGGACGAUGUCUAAAAACAAAGAAAAAAAGGGAAGAAAUCAUUUGGACCAAGGUAUCCCCCUUUAGGUUCUUCAAAAUGUGGGGGUGCAAACAUUAUCAUUGGAAAAACUAUGUUUUCCUCCCUUUGCAAUUGUGUUGUGCUCCUUUCCCCUUAUAAAAUGUUAGCUGUCGGGUUGCCUCACCUAUGGCUUAUCAAAGCACUAAAGUUCUGUAAACAGAAGAUGAAUUCUUUUGUUAAUAAAGGAAUCUUGACCAUAAA